Caenorhabditis bovis is the source of this 1290-nucleotide messenger RNA. The record is from the annotation of a GenBank genome assembly. Lineage: Eukaryota; Metazoa; Nematoda; Chromadorea; Rhabditida; Rhabditidae.
AUGGACGCGUCGACCGAAGUCGAGAUAUACAAUAUGGCACGUUACAGUCGUGUGAUGGCCACCAUCGACACCGACCAGUGCGAGCCCUACCACGACAAUAUUUUGUACUGUCCCGAUCAGAAUGGACACGACUUCUAUGUUCGCAAUGUCUACCCGCCAAUACAGGAGCUUCAGCCGAAAGUGCUAAUCGUCAUCGUCGUUUUUGUGCUAUGCUUCAUCGUUGGAGUAUGCGGAAACUCGUCGAUUUUGACGAUUAUUCGAGGUGUCAUGGAAGACCGAAAACAACGACUCAAACGGAACGGGGAUAACGCGAUAUUGUACAUCGCCGCGUUGUGCGUUUGCGACUUCUUGAUGUCGCUCAGUCUUCCUCCAGCGAUUCUUGACAGUGUAAUUGGAUUCUGGAUUUUCGGAACGCCAAUGUGCAAACUGCAUCAUAUUUGUGGAAGUGUCGGAAGGAUUCUGAGCACCUUCUUGAUAACCGCCAUGUCUUUUGACCGAUACGUCGCCGUUUGCUAUCCACAUCAACAUCGAUUGAGAAGUCGAACUUUUGUGGUUUCAACGAUUUUCUGUCUUUCCGCGAUGGCGUUUGUUCUUCUCGUCCCGAUGCUCUCGUACGCUCGAGCCAAAGAAAUGGUGCUUCAUGAGCUCAAAUCACCAGAAAGCAUGAACGUCACCCGAGUUCGUGUAUUCAAAUGCUCGGACAUGAUGCCAUCAGCGAUUUUUUAUUGGUUUACUUCGACCACCUUCGUUCUUGGCUACGUCGUCCCAUUGAUUCUUAUCGUUUACUUCAAUCUCAAACUCAUCAAUAAGCUCUAUGCUCAUAAAAGGGUCUUGCCACGAUCGGCUAUUCCUGUCCGACGUGUAGUCGUCUACACAGUCCUCAUUGCCGCUGUCUACUUCGUCUGCUGGACUCCUUACUGGUUCUCCGUCCUCUACGCGAUCAUAAUGUCCUUAUUAGGAUUGCCGGCAACAAACUCCGAAUGGGUUUUAUUCGCCAUUUAUUGUGUCCACUUGCUGCCUUACUUUGGAUCCUCUUCGAAUUGGAUAUUGUAUGGAUUAUUGAAUACUCAGCUGCAGAUGAAAAGCGACAUUGGAGAUGAUCAUAGUAUAAUGACAACGAACGGCGAUUACCCAAAAAGAUCAACGAGUCGAAGUAUUUGUGAUACCGGAACCCCUCGAAGUGCUAUCACAACGGAUCGCCAAACGAGAUGGCAAAAAUCGCCGCUAGUGCGGGAUCAAAGCGAGACGAGCAUGAUUCUCUAUCAGGACACCGAAGAGACUCAUCUUUAA